AUGCAGAAUAUACACAACGACCUAGACGUCAGCGAGCAUGACGAAAACGCAGGCGAUGAAGGUCGCUCUAGCUCAGGCGAUCUCGUUGGAAUUUCCGACGCAGAUAGUAGUGAAGGUGAUGCCUCAGAGGAUUCGGAGGACGUCGACGAAAUAGUUCCAAGCGAGAACACUCACGCCUUCAUCAGGGUUUUCAACCGACCAGCAGUGGGAGACAAGCAGUGGAAUCGCACAGAUGCCAUCCGGUACCUCAAGUACGAGUUCUGGCUUGUGGAUUCGGGCUCGGGAGGAAGCUGGCCCUCAUUCCUCAAGGACUUGGAUGCCUUGCGUAUCCGGAAGGAUCGCCCUCGCCACGGCUUAUACCUUGAAUUUUAUUAUCUGGUCCACAAGCACUAUGAUGAAGUUGAAGCAAGCGACCAACAGAUGACCGCAUCCGACAACAGCACUACCCGCGAAGCCAGGGGUGCCCUUAGGAACACCGUAAUUGCAUGGUUUAACGGGGGUUGGCGUGAAGACCAACAAACUGUCCGACACCAACGGAGCCUACUGCCAUCACAGGCUGAGAUGAUGGUCUCGAAAUUCAUUGACCCAUACGGUGAUAUGGAUGGCAUAAUUGUUGGGACGGCAGCCAGUCUCGGUUUAAUGCACCUCUUCAGCAUUGAUGGAGGUGUAGAUGCGCAGACAGAUGUCGAAUCCGACCGGCCAACUGCUGCAAUUGCAAACACGAUGGCUGCUCAAACCGAGCAGCAGAUCGCGGACGUAGCGAGGACACUUUGGACAUCAGUAAGGAUUUGCACAGAAUCAGCCAACCGCAUUCCGCAAUUAGCAGCAAAGCACUCAAGGUGGCAGCCCACGCAUAGGCACUUUGCAAACACUUGA
Fusarium venenatum is the source of this 876-nucleotide messenger RNA. The record is from RefSeq and is a predicted model, not a curated record. Lineage: Eukaryota; Fungi; Ascomycota; Sordariomycetes; Hypocreales; Nectriaceae.